AUGGCAACAAUCCGUUCACGCUGUACGGACUACGCUAUCGAUCUCAAGUUCCACAUCUUGCCGGAAUUCAAACCUAUCUUGCCAUCAAAUCGGUUGCACACCGAUCAUUGGAAUGUCCCAUCGUUCGUCCAACUCGCCGACCCUCGCUUCUUCGAACCCAACCGUAUCGACAUCAUCUUAGGAGCAGAGGUUUACUAUCGCCUGCUGCUGAAAGGAUUCGUAGAUCUUGGACCGGAGCUUCCCCAUCUUAAGGAAACCGUCUUUGGGUGGAUAGUUUCCGGUAAAUACGACGCCACGGAGACAAUCCGCUCUGCCGUCGCACUCGUCUGCACUAAUGCAGAUUUGGAAAAGCAGCUGGCUCGUUUCUGGGAGGUAGAGUCCUGCCACUCGAACGAAACCCUCUCAGUUGAAGAACGAUCAUGCGAAACACACUUUGCCGCAACCACAACCCGCGAUCCUUCAGGACGGUUUGUAGUUUCACUCCCCAAGAAACUUGAUGUUCUCGAGAAACUUGGAGAGUCUCGAAGCAUCGCUAUUCGCCGUUUCAUGUCACUUGAACGGCGACUGCAGUCGAACCCGCAGCUGUUGGGAGACUACGAGGCGUUCAUUCAGGAAUACCUCCAACUAGGGCAUAUGGAGCUGAUUGACCCUAGCAACGAAGUCUUGCCGCCUGGCGAGAAAACAUACUAUAUGCCUCAUCACUGUAUCGUUCGGCCGGACAGCGCUACGACGAAACUUCGCGUCGUAUUCGAUGCUUCAUGCGCCACCGAUAGCGGCGUUUCGCUAAAUGAAGCUCUAAUGGUGGGCCCCGUCGUUCAAGACGAGCUGUUCAGCAUCCUCCUACGUUUCCGGAUGUCUCGUUUCGUCAUCGUUGCUGAUCUCCAGAAAAUGUACCGACAGGUGUUGUUGCAUCCCUCCGAUCGUCUACUCCAGCGCAUCGUUUUUCGUUCCUCGCCAUCAGAACCCAUUCGAACUUACGAGUUGCUGACGGUUACCUAUGGUACUGCGUCGGCACCGUACCUUGCGACCCGUUGUCUUCAGCAGCUUGCUUCCGACGGUGAAUCGACGCACCCCAGAGCUGCUAAGGUGCUGUCGAAAAGCUUCUACAUCGACGAUAUGCUUUCUGGAGUGGAUUCUGAAGAAGAAGGAAUCGAAGUGUGCAGCCAGAUGAUCGAUCUCCUGCAGUCAGCUGGAUUCAAGCUGCAUAAGUGGGCUUCCAACAGUCCCAACAUUCUCUACAACAUUCCUGCGGAACUUCGAGAAGACCGCAGCCUUCUAGAACUCGACUCUUCAUCGACGCCGGUGAAAACUUUGGGAUUGCUGUGGCAACCAGAUGACGACGUUUUUCGUUUCAAGAUCCCUUCGUGGUCUUAUGAAGAUUCUAUCACCAAACGGCUGGUUCUAUCUGAGUCGGCACGCUUGUUUGAUCCGCUGGGCCUGUUAGGGCCCAUUGUUCUACGUUCCAAGCUCUUUAUGCAAGAGUUGUGGAAAUCCAAAGUUUCCUGGGACCUUCCGUUAAGCGUACAGCAACAGCAAUUCUGGACAGAUUUCCGGAGUGACCUCAACGUUCUGGAUGAGUUUUCCGUUCCACGGUGGGCGGCUUCUGUAAGCGAUCCUGUGCAAACCGAGCUACACGGGUUCAGCGACGCGUCCGAGAACGCGUACGGCGCUUGCAUCUAUCUCCGCCUCGUUUCUGCUAGCGGAAGCGUAUCUGUGCACCUGAUUACUGCGAAAUCGAGAGUUGCACCUAAAGGAACGGAGAAACUAGACCAAAUGAUACGCUUACCGCGCCUCGAGCUUUGCGGAGCUCUCCUCUUGAGUCAUCUGUACGAAAAGGUGGAAAGUAGUCUGCAAAUCCCAGCUCGUUCAUUCUUUUGGACCGAUUCCACGAUAGUCGUGCACUGGUUAGCGUCGUCUCCUUCUCGCUGGAAGAAAUUCGUAGGAAACCGAGUAGCAGAGAUUCAGCAAAUCACAGCUUCCGGUAUAUGGAGGCACAUACCAGGCAUCGAAAACCCCGCGGACGUCAUUUCGCGAGGAAUGCCAGCACAGCAGCUCGUUGAGCACUCGCUAUGGUGGCAAGGUCCCAUUUGGCUGCAACAACCGAACAGGUUUUGGCCAGACCCCGUGCGAACAUCAGAUGAUCACUUCGAACGAGAGCAACUUCAGGAGAAACCAAGUGUCUCCCUUCCAGCAGUCGUCCAGAACUCCAUAUUUUCGUUGAAAUCUUCCCUUUCGAGUUUGGUUCGUGUGGUAGCCUAUAUGCAAAGAUUCUGCAGCAACUCGAAGAAGCGGAACCGAGAGACCAGAAACACCGAUACUCUAUCAACGGCGGAACUUGAGGAGGCUUUAGUGGCGCUCGUGAAACUUGCCCAGCAAGACUCUUUUGCGGAAGAUCUACGUUCAAUUCGCGCCACUGGCCAAGUGAAGACUUCGUCCAAACUGAAAGCGCUCUCUCCGGUACUCGUUGAUGGAGUUCUACGCACUCGAGGACGCCUCAGCAACGCAGGCAUAUCGUAUGCUCAAAAGCAGCCAAUGAUUUUGGACAACAAGCAUCCGUUCACUCUACUGGUCGUGCGAUACUAUCACCUGAAUCGGCUGCACGCAGGUCCCACGCUUCUCACCGCUAGCAUUCGUUUAAAAUUCUGGCCUCUCCGACUAAGAAACCUCGUGCGCAAGGUAACGCACGAAUGCGUCAACUGUUUCCGCAGCCGACCCAGCUUAAGCGAGCAAAUUAUGGCAGAUCUACCAUCGGUUCGAGUAACGCCAACUUUACCGUUCCUGAACACCGGAGUGGACUUUUGCGGUCCGUUCUAUCUCAGGCCGGUUUCGAGAAAGGCUGCCCCACAGAAGGUUUUUGUAGCAGUUUUUGUUUGCCUAUCAACCAAGGCAAUACAUUUGGAGUUGGUAGGCAACCUAUCUACGGAUUCGUUCAUCGCUUCCUUGAAGAGAUUCGCUGCUCGUCGAGGGGUGCCGAAAACCAUAUCUUGCGACAACGGCACCAAUUUCGUCGGCGCUCAACGGACACUCAACGAAUUUCUACAGCUGUUCCGAUCUCAACAGAGCCGCUUGGAUGUAGCUCAACGAUGCUCUGCCGAGGGCAUCCAGUUUUUCUUCAUUCCUCCUCGAUCGCCGCACUUCGGCGGUAUUUGGGAAGCCGCGGUUAAAUCCUUAAAAACGCACCUUCGUCGCACACUGGUCAACGCCUUGGUCACCGCCGAGCAAUUUCAGACGCUCCUUACGCAAAUAGAGGCGCUGCUCAGCUCUCGGCCGCUGACGCAGCUGAGUAACUCGCCGGAGGACUUGGACGUUCUCACUCCUGGCCAUUUCUUGGUACACCGACCUCUAACGGCAAUUCCCGAACCAUCCUACGAAGAGCUACCCAGCAAUCGGCUUUCGCAGUGGCAGCAGAUUCAGGAAUAUCUCCGUCGCCUAUGGAAACGAUGGUCGACGGAAUAUUUAUCAGGACUUCAACAGCGUACCCGUUGGACACGGGAACGAGAUAACAUCCACAUUGGAACGAUGGUGCUGAUCCGUGAGGACAACCUCCCGCCGCAGAAGUGGCGUUUCGGUCGGGUUGUUGAAGUAUUCCCGGGCAGCGAUGGGCUCGUCAGAGUUGUCAGCGUCCGCACCAAGGAUGGAAUCUACAAACGGGCAAUCGCACGAGUUUGUGUCUUGCCGAUUCCGGAUAACCACCGGGACUACGAUGCUGCAGCGUUCCAGGUGCCAGCAACACAAGCGACGUCGGAUGGGAGGGGACCUCAAGGUCCCCUCACAAGUUAA
Messenger RNA from Aedes albopictus (Asian tiger mosquito), 3780 nucleotides. RefSeq lists its product as uncharacterized. Gene Ontology annotation, biological process: DNA integration. The coding region runs from base 1 to 3780 and encodes 1259 amino acids. Gene Ontology annotation, molecular function: nucleic acid binding. NCBI's taxonomy places the organism in Eukaryota, Metazoa, Arthropoda, Insecta, Diptera, Culicidae. The transcript has a single exon. The record is from RefSeq and is a predicted model, not a curated record.